AUGCUAGGCAAUCUGGAUGUGGAGCGGGGACACAAGCUGGAGUGCAGCCACGUGGGUUCCACCCUGGUGUGGCAGACCUCGCUGCGCGUGGCACACCCGGCCGACCUGCUGUACAAGUAUGCGGUGGUGGAUGCGAGGCUCAACGUGGUCAAAUGGGAGUCGGGGUCGCACACACUGCACCUCCCGGCUGACCUCGUCAACGACGCCAUCGUCACCGUGACAGAUGUCUGGGAGGACGACUCGCACCCAGCCCACCUGUUUGCUCGCUCUGCCUUUCGAAAGGCAAUCCUCGGCGACCACCAGACCCCGAGGCUGGCAGCGGAGGGCCCUCGCCCCUCAAUCUGCGAAGGGCAUGCUCUUGUCAAGUUCCAAGUCAGGGACUGGCAGCUGAAAGAGGGCCAGCAGGUUUGCGUCACAGGAGGAGCCCCUGGCCUGGGAUCCUGGCAGCUUCCCCAGAGCCUCAGCUUGCGCUUGACCGCGCCCUCCUGCUGGGAGGUAGAGGUGAGCAUACCGCACACGUCAUUUCCCCUGACCUACAAGUAUGUGAUUCGCGGCGCAGAUGGAACCCUCCUCCUCGAAGCUGGGGAGAACAGGAUGAUGCCAGCCCCAAAGGAGGGACCCCUGCCCCUCCUCGUGGUACGGAAUGAUUCCUUCUUCCGCCACGAGCGGCGGUGGAGGGGCGCUGGUGUUGCUGUCCCCGUCUUCUCCCUUCGCACCGAGGCGUCAGUGGGGUGCGGUGACUUUGCGGACCUGUGCCCCCUCCUCGACUUCUGCAGGAACACAGGGCUGUCGGUGGUGCAGCUGCUCCCCGUGAAUGACACCUCGGUCAAGGGAGACUGGCGGGACUCGUAUCCAUACUCCUCCCUCUGCGUUUUUGCGCUGCACCCACUCUACCUCUGCCUGGACCGGCUGCCCGGGGCGCAUGCGUCUGCCAUCCAGGAGGAGGUUGCUGAGGCUCGCAGGAGGCUCAACCUCCCAGACAUGGACUACGAGCAGACGCUCGCUGCCAAGCUGGCCAUUGCGCGCAAGCUUUUUGACGCCGCAUUUCCUCAGCUCCUGAGUGACCCCGCCUUCCUGGAGUUCUGCGCCCACCACGAGGAGUGGCUGAAGCCAUACUCCAUGUUCUGCUACUUCCAGUCCUUCUUCGGCACGGCAGACCACACCCAGUGGGGCAGGUACAGCGCCUACGACCCACGGGCGACGGCCAAGUUCUGGCGGCCAGACUCCGAGUCUGCGCGCGACAUGUGGUUUUGCUCGUACCUGCAGUACCACCUGCACUGCCAGCUCAGCGCUGCCAGCGCCUAUGCACGCGAGCGGCAUGUCGUCCUAAAGGGUGACCUCCCCAUAGGAGUUGACAAGUGUAGUGUGGACACCUGGCUCUACCCCAACCUGUUCCACAUGGGCACGGGCACAGGGUCACCUCCCGACUGGUUCAACCAGGACGGUCAGAACUGGGGGUUCCCCACCUACAACUGGGAGGAGAUGGCCAAGGACGACUACUCCUGGUGGAGGCGACGUCUCGCCCAGAUGGCACGCUACUUUCAGGCAUGUAGGCGGGACCUGGGUGGAAGGAAGGAGGAAUGCUCUCUUAGAGUUUUCCGCGUGGACCACAUCAUCGGCUUCUUCCGCAUCUGGGAGAUCCCCGGUGACUGCUGGAGUGGCAUGAUGGGGCACUUCAGGCCCUGCAUCCCCAUUGCCAGAGCUGAGCUAGAAGCCAAGGGCAUCUGGGACUUCCACAGGCACGUCGGACACAAGGAGGUGGAGCUGGAGGAGCCGUAUGUCACCCUGGCCCUGCUCACAGCCGAGCUCGGCGACGUGCUGGCCGCGGAGGCUGCCAGCGCUUUCUUCGAGCCUUCCUACGGCGAUCGGCUCCGCUUCCGGGAGGAGUAUGCCAGUGAGGUGGUGCUGCGGACGCUCACAGUGCCGGAGGGCAUGUCCGGCCUGGCCGUGAGCGCCUGGCCCAGGAUCCACGAGACCCUGCUGCUGAUGCGGCGGAAUGUGCUGCUUCUGAGGGACCCCGAGGAUCCACAGAAGCUCUACCCGCGCUUUGACUUGACCAAGACCACCAGCUUUGCUGCCCUGGACAAUGUGGCCUGGGCCGAGGAGCUGGCCUGGCAGCAUGAUGACUACUUCUACCGGCGCCAGGAGGAGCUGUGGAGGGCACAGGGUCACAGGACGCUGCCCGCCCUCCUUUCAUCCUCCGACAUGCUGAUGUGUGGCGAGGACCUGGGGUUCACGCCGGCGUGUGUCCGACCCAUCAUGGAGGAGCUGGGGAUCCUGGCGCUGCGCAUCCAGCGCAUGCCCUCCAGCCAGGAGGAGUUUGGUGACCCCGCUGACUACCCCUACAUGUGCGUGGCCUCGCCAUCCAGCCACGACACCACCACCACACGCGCGUGGUACGAGGAGGACGCCCCGAGGCGGCAGCGGUACUACGCCCAGGUGCUGGGAGGGGAGGGACCCGCCCCAGCGUCCUGCACCCCAGAGAUCAUGCGGGCCAUCGCGCAACAACACGUGGACUCGCCAGCCGUGCUGGCCAUCUUCCCCAUUCAGGAUAUCAUAGCCCUCGAGACCUGGGACAGGGUCCGCCCUGCCAGUGAGGAGACCAUCAAUGCGCCCAGCAAUCCAGAGCACUACUGGCGGUACCGCAUGCACCUCACUCUGCGGGAGUUGGACUGUCCGAGGCUGCAGGCCACGGUCCAAGGCCUGCUCCUGAGCUCCGGCAGGUGUCUGGCCGGCGACCUGCCAAGGCUCAUGGUCGAAGAAUGA
This is a messenger RNA of Auxenochlorella protothecoides, 2766 nucleotides long. Its product is annotated as 4-alpha-glucanotransferase DPE2. The coding region runs from base 1 to 2766 and encodes 921 amino acids. Gene Ontology annotation, biological process: carbohydrate metabolic process. The transcript is spliced from 20 exons. Lineage: Eukaryota; Viridiplantae; Chlorophyta; Trebouxiophyceae; Chlorellales; Chlorellaceae. The record is from RefSeq and is a predicted model, not a curated record. Gene Ontology annotation, molecular function: starch binding; 4-alpha-glucanotransferase activity.